AUGAAGUUACAAAAGAUUCUCAUUGCUUUAGUGACCAUUCAAACUGUCUGGUCGUUGGUUGUUCCAGAUAUGGACGGCAGCGAUUCUGACUGUGACGACAACUUGAAGUCUAUUAUUGCCCAAGGAGGUAAAAUCAAACCUAAGCACUACAGUAAGACUUAUUCCAAGGGUGUUUCAAUCAUUGCUGAGAAGAAGAAGGGGAAAGGGAAGAAGAUUAAAAAGAAGAAGAAGAAGAUUAAGAAGGUUAAGAAGAAGGUUAAGAAGAAGAUUUUUAAGAAGCAAAAUGUUGAUGAUUGGGAGUAUGAUGAGAAGGGAAUUCCUAUCCCACCUUCAGCCCCUGAUUAUGAACUUGACAUUGAUUUGGAGGAAGAAUUUCCUGAACCGAAAUUUGAAGGUGUACCAAAGAUUGAAGAACCUAAGUUGGACAUUAAACCUAAGAAGGGACACUAUGAACCUAAGGCACUUAAUUAUAAGCGUGACCUUGCUGGAAAUGGUGAGGAUGAAGCUACACUUGCCGAAAUUGAUGAAUCAUUUGAACACCUUGCUGAACAAGAUGUCGACUUCCAAGCUCAAAUUAGUUUGGGUGGUUUGAAGGCUAAGUUUAGUAAGAAUAAGGGUAACGUUGAAGAAGAGGAUGAGGAUGAAGAAGAAGAAGAGGAGGAAACCAAGAAGGGAAAGGAACAGCCAGAGGAAGAAGAAAAUCCAAAGGAAAAAGAACAAGAACAAGAGAAGGAAAAGGAUCCUGAAUCAAAGAAGUCUAAAUUUAGUGGAAAGUUCAAGAAGCCAGACUUGAAGGGAAUGUUCAGCAAGAAUAAGAACAAGGACAAGAACAACAACGAAACCGAAAAGACUAAGGAAGAAAAUAAGGAAGGCUGUGAUGAAGAGGAAGAGGAAGUAGAAAAGGAGAAGGAACAAGAAGAAAAGAAGUCUAAGGGUGGAAAGUUCAAGGGUAAGUUUAGCAUGAAGGAUCUCAAGGCUAAGUUCAGUAAGGGUAAGAAGAAUAAGAACAAUGACAAGCUAAAGGAACAACCAAAGGAAGAACAACCAAAGGAAGAAAAACCAAAGGAAGAAAAACCUAAGGAAGAAAAACCAAAGGAAGAAAAACCGAAGGAAGAAAAACCAAAGAAAGAAGAGAAAUCUAAGGAACAACCAGUUGAACAACCCAAGGAAGAAAAACCAAAGGAACAGCCAAAGGAGCAACCUAAGGAGCAACCUAAGGAGCAACCUAAGGAGCAACCAAAGGAACUACCAAAGGAAGAAAAACCAAAGGAACUACCAAAGGAAGAAGAAUGUGAAGAAGAAGUUCCUGAAGAUUCUAAGAAGUCUAAGUUCGGCGGAAAGUUCAAGAAACCAGAUUUGAAGGGUAUGUUUGGAAAGAACAAUAAUAAGGAUAACAACAACAAGGAAGAAGAAGAAGGUUGUGAAGAAGAAGAAGAAGAAUCUAAGGACAAACAAAAGUUCUCUGGCAAACAAGUUGAUGAAGGAAAACGUGAUCACGAUGGUAAGCAUGAUGGAAAUCACAAUGACCAUGUCAACAAACCUGAAGACCACCACAACAGGGCUGAUGGUAAGCACGAUGAUCAUCACGAUCGCAAACAUGAUGAUAAGCUUGAUGGAAAGGACAAAGACCAUCAUGACAGACACGACGGUAAGGACAAAGACAAUCACAAUAGUCAUGAUGGUAAGCUUGACGGCAAACAUGAUGGCAAGGAUAAUGAUCACCAUAACAGACAUGAUGAUAAAGACAGAGACCAUCACGGCAAGCACGAUGAACACCAUGAUAGACACGAUGAUAAAAAUGAUGAACACCACGAUAGACAUGAUGGAAAGAACGAUGGUAACGAUAAAGACCAACAUGAUAGAUACGAUGGUAAGGACAAAGACCAUAAUGACAGACAUGAUGGACACCAUGAUGGUAAGGACAAACAUGAUGACAAGAAUGAUGAUCACCACAACAGGCAUGAUGGUAAGCUUGGGGGUAAGGAUAAAGACCACCACGACAGACACGAUGGUAAGAAUGAUACUCAUCACAAUGGUAAACUUGAUGGUGACGAUAACAAUGAUAAGGAAGGAAAGGGGGACAACAACAAGGACCAAGGUGGCAAAGACCAAGGCCAAGGUGCAAAGACCAAGUUCCCAAAGUUGGCCAAGUUGAAGGAAAAGUUUAGUAAGGGAAAUAUGGGUGGUAACAAGAAUCAAGAUAAAGAAAAAGAUUAUGACGAUGAUUAUGAAGAUGGUUAUGAAGAUGGUUAUGAAGAUGGUUACAAGAAUCGCAAGGGUGAUAAAAACAGUGGUGACCGGGAUGUUGACAAGAACAGAGGUAACUUAGAUGGUGACAGGAACAGAGAUAAGUUGGAUGAUGACAAGAACAGAAGUAAUACGGAUGGUGACAAGAACAGAACCAAUACGGAUGGUGACAAGAACAGAAAUGAUUUUGGUAAGCUCUCAUCCCCUGAAGUUGCAAACGUAAUUCAAAAGAGAAACAUCAAAUUUGGUGGUGGUAAAAAUGAAGAAACGGACAAUGGUAAGUCCAAAGAAGAUAACACCAAAGAUGGUGGCAACAGUUUAAAAUCCAAGUUCGGAAAAGGAGGGGACCAGGAAGAAGACAACAACAGCAACAAAGAUCAAGGUGAAGGUUUUAAGACUAAAUUUCCAAAGUUGGCCAAAUUGAAGCAAAAGUUCAGCAAAGGUGGUAAUGGUAAAGAUAAUCAAUCCAAUGGAAAGGAGAAGCAAAAAGAAAACGAAAACGAUGAUAAUGAAAACGAAAAAGAAUGGUCAGAUGUUGAUUUUGAUAAUGAAUUUGAAGAUCUUCCACAACCUCCAAAGUUUAGCAAUGGUCGUAAGAACAAAGGUGACGUUAACAAGGGUAAGAAUGGAAAAGAUUUUGAUGAUGACAGUGAUUCCGAAGACGAAAAGCAAGCGAAGAAUGGUAAAUGGUAUUAG
This is a messenger RNA of Hemisphaericaspora subhashii, 2943 nucleotides long. RefSeq lists its product as uncharacterized. The transcript has a single exon. NCBI's taxonomy places the organism in Eukaryota, Fungi, Ascomycota, Pichiomycetes, Serinales, Debaryomycetaceae. The coding region runs from base 1 to 2943 and encodes 980 amino acids. The record is from RefSeq and is a predicted model, not a curated record.